Molecule: messenger RNA, 3028 nt
Organism: Thlaspi arvense
Lineage: Eukaryota; Viridiplantae; Streptophyta; Magnoliopsida; Brassicales; Brassicaceae
Source: the annotation of a GenBank genome assembly
AUGCUUGUCUCAAGUCAAGGAGGGCAACAUCCACGAGGGCAACAUCCACAAGGGCAAGCGCCACAAGUGCAAGCGUCACAAGUGCAAGAUCCACAAGGGCAAGCACCACAAGGGCAAGCACCUGAAGGUCAAGAACCAUCGAGAAGAACUGAUUCAUCGGAAAUAAAAGGCAGCGAGAGCGAAGAAUUUGAUGAAGAACACCCAUUUGGCGAUAACGAGCCCCUCAAUAAUUCCUGGCGCAACUUUCUCAAAAACCAAAAAGAUCGUCCUCCUCCAGAUUCGAGUCCUAAUCAUCCUCAAGCGUCAUCUCCAGCUCUGAUUCCUCAUUCUGGAGUUUCGUUUCAAUGGCUCCAGAUCUUAGACGGAACCGUAAACCUCUCGCUGGUUAACUUUCUCGGCCGAGGCAACUUCGGUGAAGUCUAUCGCUGCCAUUUCCCAACAACCAAUACGUACGGAGCUGCAAAGAUUCAGAAUUUCAAGAACCCAGAGGCUCAUCCCGAGUUCGCGGCAGAGAUUAUGACUUUACACACAGCUAAUCACCCAAAUGUGAUCAAACUUCUCGGCAAAUGUUUCGAGAAGGACCAUCGUGUCAUCGUCUACGAAUACAUGCCUAAAGGCUCUCUCGAUCACUACCUCUAUGCAAACACGAGGCCAAAACAGGGUCCGGGUCGAGACCAGGAGUAUCCGGUUUUGAGCUGGGUCGAGAGGCUGAAAAUUGCACUGGGUGUAGCCGAAGCUCUUGUUUAUCUACACGAGGGGUUAAAGAUAAUUCAUCGAGACGUCAAGGCUUCGAACGUUUUACUUGAUGAGGAUCUUGUGCCGAGGCUCACUGAUUUCGGACUGGCGACUAAAAUGGUUGUAGAUGACAACAACGUCGAGAAGCCGAGCAAGAUCUAUCCGAUCAAGGGGACUCCGGGAUGCAUCGCACCGGAAGCAAAGGGCUCGGGUUUGGUUACGAGCAUGUCCGAUGUCUAUAGCUAUGGAGUUUUCCUCUUUACGCUUUUCACUGGAAGGAAAGCUUUUGAUCGGCAGAGAGCUGUUGAGAAAACGAACAUCACUGAUUGGUUGAUGCCAGUUUGGAGUAAACAAGAGUACAUGCCUAUGGUACUUGAUGCUGCGCUCGGUAAUAGCUAUUCGGUUGAAGGUUUAAGCAGAUUGUUUCAGGCUGCGAGGAUGUGUACAGACCCACAAGCACUUGCACGACCAAAAAUGGCUCAGGUGGAGUCGAUGAUUCGCGAAGCUGCAGGGCACGAGGUGACAGUGUGUCGGCCCCUGGAAGCAUCAACAUCGACAUCAGCGCAAAUGGCUGCGAAACCAACCGUUGUUAGGAAGACAAUGGCGAAGCAACUGACCGGAAAACGUGAAGAUUCGCCGCUCCAUUUGGCUGUAAGACGCGGAGAUUUCUCAGCGGUUAAGAAGAUUCUGAGUGAUCAUAUAGAAUCAGAGGAGGAGCUAAGAGAGGUUUUGCAGAAACAGAACCAAUGCGGCGAGACGGCGCUUUAUGUGGCGGCAGAGUAUGGCGACGCCGAGGUGGUUGCAGAGCUGAUCAAGUACUAUGAUUUAGACGAUGCGGAGACCAAAGCUAGAAAUGGGUUCGAUCCUUUCCACAUUGCUGCUAAACAAGGCGAAUUGGAAGUUUUGAGAGUACUAAUGGAGGAACACCCGGAGCUAGCAAUGACGGUGGACUUAUCAAACACGACGGCUCUACACACGGCGGCGGCACAGGGACACGUGGAGGUCGUGGAGUACCUACUAGAAGCCGCAGGGAGUAGCCUAGCUGCGAUAGCAAAGAGCAACGGGAAAACGGCAUUGCACUCGGCGGCUAGGAACGGUCACGCGGAAGUGGUAAAGGCGAUUGUGGCGGUUGAGCCGGACACGGCGACGAGGACUGAUAAAAAGGGUCAGACACCACUUCACAUGGCGGUGAAAGGACAAAGCAUUGAUGUGGUGGUUGAGCUAAUGAAGGGACAUAGAUCGUCGUUGAAUAUGGUUGAUUCUAAAGGGAACACUGCGUUACAUGUUGCUACUAGGAAAGGUCGCACUAAGAUUGUGGAAUUGCUUCUAGAGAACAACGAGACAGGCACAAAAGCGAUAAACAGAGCCGGAGAAACGCCGCUCGACACGGCCGAGAAAACAGGACACCCUGAGCUCGCGGCGGUUCUCAAAACCCGAGGCGUUCCCUCCGCUAAAGCCAUUAACAACCCUACUCGGUCAAACCCGGCGCGUGAGCUCAAACAAACGGUGAGCGACAUCAAACACGAGGUUCAUCACCAGCUCGAACACGCUCGAGAGACGAGGAAACGCGUUCAAGGAAUCGCCAAACGCAUAAACAAAAUGCACAUUGAAGGUCUCGACAACGCCAUUAACUCCACUACUGUCGUCGCGGUUCUAAUCGCCACGGUCGCUUUCGCCGCCAUUUUCACCGUCCCGGGACAAUACGCCGACGAACUGAGUUCCCUCAAUCCUGGACAGUCUCUCGGAGAAGCCAACAUCGCGGAUAGACCUGCGUUUGCGAUCUUCUUCAUAUUCGAUUCUAUCGCUCUUUUUAUAUCUUUAGCGGUUGUAGUGGUUCAGACUUCGGUGGUUGCGAUUGAGCACAAGGCCAAGAAGAGCAUGAUGGCUGUGAUAAACAAGCUGAUGUGGUUAGCGUGCGUUUUGAUAUCUGUGGCGUUUUUGGCGUUAGCGUUUGUGGUGGUUGGAGAGGAAGAGCGGUGGCUGGCGGUUGGAGUGACGGUGUUUGGUGCGACGAUAAUGCUCACGACGCUUGGGACGAUGUGUUAUUGGGUCAUUAUGCAUCGCAUUGAGGCUUCGAAUGUGAGAAGCGCGAGGAAAGAAUCGAUGGCGAGAUCGAGACAAUCCGGAUUGUUGGAAUUUUCUGGGAUUUUAACAAAGAGAAUGUAUGCUAUUUAGUGAUUUUAGAGACAAAAGAGUAUGCGUUAAGUUUCGAUCAUGAAGCGUGUGGAAGAAGUAACCGAAGUUAUUUCGUAAUAUUUUUUUGUUUUCGUUCUUCCCGUUUAUGAUUUUGACG